UUAACCACCAUUGUGAGUACGCAAGCCGGGUACCAGAUGAAACCAAAUGAAGAGUAUUGGAGAUCAGCCAGAAAAUCCUCAGAACAUAAUCAUAAUUUUCAGGCAAAAAGAACAAACAUCAAAUGCAGGAAUGAAGGCUUUAAAAUACCAAGCUUGCACCCAAACAGGUACUUCCAAUGUAAAAGAUUUAUGAGCGAUUUAUAUUUAGAAUACCGCCGAUGUAGAAAAAGUACAAACACUUUUUAUGAAACAGAGCAAAGAUGUAUGCCAACAAUAGGAGGGGGUACUGUAACGUGUGUAAUACCUAAAAAGAAAUGCCCAAACAAUAUACAAGGCGCAGUACCAUUUCCAAACUCCAUAAAACCAAGACACUAUCUAGUCUGCUUACCAAGUUCGAUUCACAUCUGUAAAUGUGGCACCAAUCAAAUAUUUGAUAUGUAUAUAAAAGAAUGCAGGGAGCUAUAUCACCCAACUUAUAUAGGUAACGAUACUUCAGGUGGUAAGGUACAACCAAUAAUUUGCCAAAAAAGGGGAAUAAAUCAAAUAACAUACAUACAAAGUCCAACAUUAAAGAGGUGUGAAUUGUACUGCGAAAUAAUACAUUCAAAAAAUUACCCUCCAGAUUAUUACUAUGUGCUACACAUCGUUUGUAUAGGAACUGACCCAUCCACAAGUGAACAUAACAUGAUAUCAAUAACUACAAACGGUGACCGUACCGACAGUGUAGAAAACACAACAACGAGAUCGGUCUACACGACAACAGAAAGUUCAAAUUACACACACGACUAUCCACAAACGCCAGGAACCACAGGGGAUGAAACAUCAAAAUACAUCCACUCGAUCACGGACGAAACUGAAAAAACAAGAAGUGUGGCAUACAGUCAUACCACACCGAGUCGCACGACUGAAGAAAAAACAUCGAGGUACACUCACGUCAAUCCCCAUACCCAAGGAACCGUAGUAGAAGAAACAUCGCAAUACACCCACACGAUCACGGACAAAAUUGAAGAAACGGAAAGUUCUAAAAGCAGCACAUCGAGUAGGGCGUACAGUCAUACCCCACAAGGUCCCACGACUGAAGUAGGCAGUUCGAGGUACACUCAUGCGUAUUCCCAUACCCAAGGAACUGCAGUGGAAGAAACAUCAAAAUACGCCCACUCCACAACGGCAAAAACUGAAGAAACGGAAGCAACGGAGACAGAAGAAACCGAAAUUACUACAAGCAGCACAUCGCGUAGGGCGUACAGUCAUACCAGACCGAGUCGCACGACUGAAGAACGCAGUUCGAGGUACACUCACGCGUAUCCCCAUACCCAAGGAACUGCAGUGGAAGAAACAUCAAAAAACGCCCACUCCAUAACGGCAAAAACUGAAGAAACGGAAGCAACCGAUACAGAAGAAACCGAAAUUACUACAAGCAGCACAUCGAGUAGGGCGUACAGUCAUACCAGACCGAGUCGCACGACUGAAGAACGCAGUUCGAGGUACACUCACGCGUAUCCCCAUACCGAAGGAACUGCAGAGGAAGAAACAUCAAAAUACGCCCACUCCACAACGGCAAAAACUGAAGAAACGGAAGCAACGGAUACAGAAGAAACCGAAAUUACUACAAGCAGCACAUCGAGUAGGGCGUACAGUCAUACCAGACCGAGUCGCACGACUGAAGAACGCAGUUCGAGGUACACUCACGCGUAUCCCCAUACCGAAGGAACUGCAGAGGAAGAAACAUCAAAAUACGCCCACUCCACAACGGCAAAAACUGAAGAAACGGAAGCAACGGAUACAGAAGAAACCGAAAUUACUACAAGCAGCACAUCGAGUAGGGCGUACAGCCAUACCAGACCGAGUCGCACGACUGAAGAACGCAGUUCGAGGUACACUCACGCGUAUCCCCAUACCCAAGGAACUGCAGUGGAAGAAACAUCAAAAAACGCCCACUCCAUAACGGCAAAAACUGAAGAAACGGAAGCAACCGAUACAGAAGAAACCGAAAUUACUACAAGCAGCACAUCGAGUAGGGCGUACAGUCAUACCAGACCGAGUCGCACGACUGAAGAACGCAGUUCGAGGUACACUCACGCGUAUCCCCAUACCGAAGGAACUGCAGAGGAAGAAACAUCAAAAUACGCCCACUCCACAACGGCAAAAACUGAAGAAACGGAAGCAACCGAUACAGAAGAAACCGAAAUUACUACAAGCAGCACAUCGAGUAGGGCGUACAGUCAUACCAGACCGAGUCGCACGACUGAAGAACGCAGUUCGAGGUACACUCACGCGUAUCCCCAUACCCAAGGAACUGCAGAGGAAGAAACAUCAAAAUACGCCCACUCCAUAACGGCAAAAACUGAAGAAACGGAAGCAACGGAUACAGAAGAAACCGAAAUUACUACAAGCAGCACAUCGAGUAGGGCGUACAGUCAUACCAGACCGAGUCGCACGACUGAAGAAGGCAGUUCGAGGUACACUCACGCGUAUCCCCAUACCGAAGGAACUGCAGAGGAAGAAACAUCAAAAUACGCCCACUCCACAACGGCAAAAACUGAAGAAACGGAAGCAACGGAUACAGAAGAAACCGAAAUUACUACAAGCAGCACAUCGAGUAGGGCGUACAGUCAUACCAGACCGAGUCGCACGACUGAAGCAAGUACUUCGAAGUAUACUCAGUAUCCGCGUUCACAUGGAACCACCGCCAGAGAGACAACGAAAUACAUUCACUCGACUACGAUAUUGACUGACGGAACGGACGUAUCAGAAGAUGAAACCAGUACAUCGAAUACUGAUACCACGUUAACAGAAACACUUUGGACAGAAUUAACAGAACGUACCUCCUAUACAGAAUAUGAAACUACCUUUACCUCCUCUGAAACAACAGCAGAUACACAAACCACAAUCUAUAUAGAUAUGACUUCAACAGAAGUAUCAUCUUCUGAAUCUGGAGAGACAUCAAGUACUAUUGAAACUAGUAGUACACCGUCUACGUCUAAUACAGAAUCAACUGUAGAGACAAGAAGUACAAUAUGCGGUAAUACCGAGAGCUCCUCCACGGAAACAUACUCCACGGGAGGUACAUCAACUACAAUGCGUACAGAUACCAGUUAUAUUUCCACCAUACCUUCUACAGAACUAACGGACGAUACAUCAGUUGUAAUGUCCACGGGGCUCGAAAAGACCACCGACACUUCGAAUACGGACAUUACAGAGGAGAGCAGUAGUCGAAUUUCCGCGUCUAGUACUUCAAAAUACACCCACUCGGGGACUCCAGGAGACCACACAGGAGGAUAUUCCCGAAGUACGAAAAUGUCUGACACCAGCGGUUCAAGAUAUACCCAUCUGACAUCAGAGAGUGAGGAGACCAUCGACACUUCGAAUACGGACAUUACAGAGGAGAGCAGGAGCCGAAUUUCCGCGUCUAGUACUUCUAAAUACACCCACUCGGGGACUCCAGGAAACCACACAGGGGGAUAUUCCCGUAGUACGAAAAUGUCUGACACCAGCGGUUCAAGAUAUACCCAUCUGACAUCAGAGAGUGAGGAGACCACCGACACUUCGAAUACGGACAUUACAGAGGAGAGCAGUAAAGGAGUAUCUACGUCUAGUGCUUCCAAAUACACUCACCCGGCGACUCCAAGUGACCACACAGGGGGACAUUCCCGUAGUACGAAAAUGUCUGACACCAGCGGUUCAAGAUAUACCCAUCUGACAUCAGAGAGUGAGGAGACCACCGACACUUCGAAUACGGACAUUACAGAGGAGAGCAGUAGCCGAAUUUCCGCGUUUAGUACUUCUAAAUACACCCACUCGGGGACUCCAGGAGACCACACAGAGGGAUAUUCCCGAAGUACGAAAAUGUCUGACACCAGCGGUUCAAGAUAUACCCAUCUGACAUCAGAGAGUGAGGAGACCAUCGACACUUCGAAUACGGACAUUACAGAGGAGAGCAGUAGUCGAAUUUCCGUGUUUAGUACUUCAAAAUACACCCACUCGGGGACUCCAGGAGACCACACAGGGGGAUAUUCCCGUAGUACGAAAAUGUCUGACACCAGCGGUUCAAGAUAUACCCAUCUGACAUCAGAGAGUGAGGAGACCCCCGACACUUCGAAUACGGACAUUACAGAGGGGAGCAGUAGUCGAAUUUCCGCGUCUAGUACUUCAAAAUACACCCACUCGGGGACUCCAGGAGACCACACAGGGGGAUAUUCCCGAAGUACGAAAAUGUCUGACACCAGCGGUCAAGAUAUACCCAUCUGACAUCAGAGAGUGAGGAGACCACCGACACUUCGAAUACGGACAUUACAGAGGAGAGCAGUAGCCGAAUUUCCGCGUUUAGUACUUCUAAAUACACCCACUCGGGGACUCCAGGAGACCACACAGAGGGAUAUUCCCGAAGUACGAAAA
Photinus pyralis (common eastern firefly) is the source of this 4395-nucleotide messenger RNA. Its product is annotated as serine-rich adhesin for platelets-like. The coding region runs from base 37 to 4248 and encodes 1403 amino acids. The record is from RefSeq and is a predicted model, not a curated record. The transcript is spliced from 2 exons. Lineage: Eukaryota; Metazoa; Arthropoda; Insecta; Coleoptera; Lampyridae.